AUGGCGAGCAUGUCGAUUAAUGCGGUCCCUCACGUUUACAUGCCUAUAUUAGACUUCGUGAGAGCCGAAUUUAUAAUCAAUAUUGUUGUGGGCGUUUUGGUUUUGAUCACAGUUGGGUUGAGAGUCUUAGGGAGAAUCAACGGGCCGGGACUUGGUGCGGAUGAUUAUCUGGUAAUCUUCGCGACGCCUCUAGGUAUUGCCAUGUUAGUAUGCCAAGGCCUUUUUGCACCUGUAGGAAACGGCUAUAACUUGGCCGAACAUCCAGAACUUGCACUUAAUAUUUCGUUUAUCCUCCAGUUGACGUUCUGUAUGCAAAUCAUAUACGUUACCCUUCUGGCAACAGUAAAAGCGAGCAUGUUGUUUUUCUUCUUACGCGUUUUUACUACCCCCUUCAUGCGAAAAGCUGCUAUGAUCUGUCUGGCUUUCGUGGGAGCAUGGAUGAUAUCCUACCUUUGUGCCUGCAUUUUCAUUUGCACUCCAGUCCACGCACAGUGGACUGGCCUUGGUCAAUGCGGUGCAUAUAUUCACAUGAUUCAAUCUUUAAUCAUUACGAACGCUAUCGGAGAUAUUGUUAUCAUGGCGCUCCCGAUGAAGAUUAUUUGGGGUCUACAAACGCGAACAACGGACAAGAUUGGAAUCACUUCGUGCUUCGCGUUGGGUAUUGCUUGCGUUAUAUGCGCUAUUUUCCGAGUUAUCUACAUUUCCACGGUCGACCUGAACAGCAAUAUCACAGGAACGAUGCCUACCACGGUUUUCCUCUUCAGCCUGGAACCCAACGUGGCUAUUCUUUGCGUCAGUAUCCCCAUGCUUCGGCCGUUUUGGGUGAGGUACAGGGAACGAACUCGCGGCGCCUCUAAGCUACGCGAGUACUCGGAUGAACAAACUAUCGGAUCCAAGGGCAUGAAGAAUUCAGGCCAACGAAGCAAGAAUGCGAACACCUUGACGGAUACUAUGAACAUGACAACGUGGGAGAUGGACGACUACAACAACCAAGAGACGAACAAAUUUGAUGGCGCGGGACAAACGUACGCAGAUGAAUCAGGGUCGGAGAAGAACUUAACCGCAUCCCCCCAGCAACCAGGAAAGAACGGGAUUGCCGUUGAGACGAAAUGGACUGUUACUCGGAACUAA
Messenger RNA from Daldinia caldariorum, 1131 nucleotides. RefSeq lists its product as uncharacterized. The transcript has 6 exons. Bases 1 to 1131 code for a protein of 376 amino acids. The record is from RefSeq and is a predicted model, not a curated record. NCBI's taxonomy places the organism in Eukaryota, Fungi, Ascomycota, Sordariomycetes, Xylariales, Hypoxylaceae.